AUGCGAGGUCUGCAACGAGUGUUUACUACUCAGUUGGUUAUAUGCUCGGUCAUUGGGUUGUUUCUGUUCUAUUGCUUCUGUUUGAUGAGAUACAGAUGGCCAAACAUAUAUGCUACGCGACUAUUUAGAAGAGCACAUAAUGCUAAGAUCAAACCCCUACCGAAACGAUUCUUUGGUUGGUUAAGUACUCUUUAUGCCAUAACUGAUGAUCAAGUAUUGGAGUUUAGUGGUUUGGAUGUUUAUGUCUACUUACAAUUCUUCAAAAUGGGUAUUCAAAUCUUUGCUGUGUUAUCAGUGUUAUCGGUGUUUGUUUUGAGUCCAGUCAGAUAUUACUUCACCGGUAAUUACGAUAAAGAUAACGUGUCAUUACUUGAUGAUGGCAAACCACCACCGAUGUCAACUGAUUUCCCUGCUUAUAUUUGGAUCUACCCUGUGGCAACGUAUACGUUCUCAAUUAUCUUGUACCAAUUUGUGUUUGCAACUACUAAACAAGUAUUGAAGGUCAGACAAAAAUAUUUGGCCAGUCAAAACUCUAUAACCGAUAGAACCAUUCGAUUAGACGGGAUUCCUAAUAGGUUAAUCAGAGAUAAUAAUCCAUUUGUUUUGAAAAAAUAUAUUGAAGAUUUGGGCAUAGGUAAAGUUGAAGGAGUCAAGCUUAUCUAUGACUGGACUCCAUUAUCCAAUUUGAUGGAGAAGCGUAAUUCUUUAUUAAAACAAUUGGAACGGUUAUAUACUUCAAUUUAUGGUUUGGAUUUGGAUGUCUAUAAUAACCAGAAAUCUCCUUCUUGUGUCAUCAAGUUAUUGGAUAAUUUCUACAACAUAUCUGACCAAACUCCCAUUAAUGCAAAGACUUCAGAGAAAGUCAAGUGUCUCUCAAAGGAGUUGCUUCAAGUUGAAUACAAAAUUAGAACAAUACAAAGUCAAUACAAUGUUACAUUGUCUACCAUUAAACAUAAAAAGAUCAAACUAUUAAGAUCGGCUUUCAUUACUAUGGAUUCUGUUGCCAGUGCUCAAAUGGCUGCUCAAACGGUAUUAGAUCCAAGACUUUAUAAAUUAUUUGUUACUUUGGCUCCGGCUCCCAAGGAUGUCUUAUGGAGUAGUUUCAAAUUGACGUCUUUGGAAAAGGUUUGUCAGAGUUAUUUUGUUACUUUCCUUAUUGUCAUAUCUUAUUUGUUUGUCAUAUUCCUUGUUACUCCAUUGACUACAUUAUUGGAUCCAAAGACUUUAUCCAAGUUUUGGCCCGCAUUGGGUGAGUUAAUUAACAAAUCAAAAUGGGCAACUACUUUUGUUACCGGUGUAUUACCACCAUUAUUGUUUUCACUCAUUAAUAUCUCCUUACCUUAUUUCUAUGCUUACUUGUCUAAGUUCCAAGGUUAUUCAUCUAAUGGAGAAGUUGAACUAUCAACAUUGCUGAAGAAUUUCUUCUUCAUCUUUUUUAAUUUGUUUUUGGUUUUCAUCGUUACAGGAACUGUGUGGGAUUAUUUAUCAUAUAUCAGUGACACUACAAAGAUUGCAUACCAAUUGGCUAAAUCAUUGAAGAAACUCCUGUUGUUUUAUGUUAAUUUGAUCUUACUUCAAGGUUUAACUAUGUUCCCCGUUAGAUUAUUACAAAUAAGUGAUUUCCUUGUUUUGAAUAUAAUUGGUAAACUCUUCUUUUUCAGAAGUCUUUUCUUAAGAACUCCCAGAGAUUAUAGAAGUUUUUAUUAUACCCCACAGAUAUUCGAUUUUGGUCUACAAUUGCCCCAACAUAUUUUGAUCUUUAUCAUUAUUUUAAUCUACUCAGUGGUACUGACAAAAAUUGUUUGCUCAGGUUUAGUUUACUUUGUCUUUGGAUAUUUUGUCUACAAAUACCAAUUGAUUUAUUGCUUUGUUCAUCCUCCUCAUUCAAGCGGGAAGGUAUGGCCAAUGAUUUUUAGACGGAUAAUGUUGGGUCUAAUAAUCUUCCAGAUAUUCAUGUGUGGUACCUUAGCUUUAGAAGGUGCAAUCUUGUUACUGGUUCUUGUACUGCCUUUAAUAGUCAUUACACUUAUUGUAUCCUGGCAUUAUGAAAAAUAUUACUUACCAUUAAAUGAUUUUAUUGCCUUGAGAGCCAUUUUGAACCCAUCAGAGUUUGAUGAUGAGAUGUUGGAAGAUGAACAUUCUGUUGAAGGAGCUAUUACCACUACACAUAGUGAAAGCACUACUCCCUCCCCUUUUAGUGGAGAAGGAGGUCCACCUUCGAUAGCAGUAUUGGACUCCAAUGAACGAGGAUCUAAUGCAGCCGAAGAUGAACUUAAUGGAAUAACAACUGUGGUAGACUCCAUGAGUGAAGAGAUACCUUUAUACAGACUGCUGACCAGACGGUCGACCAUUGAUGAGGAACGAGAAUUGUAUGCAGAUUAUACUUAUCCAUAUGUUUUAGAAGCACUUAAUGGGCCAUUAGUUGGGUUUGAAGGAGAUCUUGCGUAUUUAAUACGAUAUCCAGAUACAGAAGUUAAUGAUAUGGUAAGUAGCAGAUACGAUGAUGGUGAUCAAAGUGGAUAUGGUUCAACGGAAGUAAUUGAACCCACAGAUUUGGAAAUUGGUGAUGGUCAGAUUGUUAGAAAGGAGCUUCAUGUAGCUGAAUGGGAAUAG
Messenger RNA from Lizanozyma spartinae, 2613 nucleotides. RefSeq lists its product as uncharacterized. The transcript has a single exon. Gene Ontology annotation, molecular function: calcium-activated cation channel activity. The record is from RefSeq and is a predicted model, not a curated record. Lineage: Eukaryota; Fungi; Ascomycota; Pichiomycetes; Serinales; Debaryomycetaceae. Bases 1 to 2613 code for a protein of 870 amino acids. Gene Ontology annotation, cellular component: plasma membrane.